Molecule: messenger RNA, 2554 nt
Organism: Glycine soja
Lineage: Eukaryota; Viridiplantae; Streptophyta; Magnoliopsida; Fabales; Fabaceae
Product: pentatricopeptide repeat-containing protein At5g39980, chloroplastic-like
Exons: 1
Coding region: 159-2174 (671 amino acids)
Molecular function (GO): protein binding
Source: RefSeq, a predicted model, not a curated record
GAGCUUGAGAGUGGGCAUCUGUGAUCUGGGGGGUCGGAGUUUCGGCCGAAACCGGGGUCUUCCGCAAUGAGUGAAGCCCAAAUUACUGAGAAAUGAGCAGUAGCUAGCCAGUAACUAACAAGUAUGUAGAGAUAGAUAAUCCAUAACCAUAAUUGAAGAUGUGCACGGUGGUUUCAAGUUCAGUCCUUGUGGGAUGGCUUUCUUCUUGUUCUAAAACGAAAGGGAGCGUUGGCAAUGGCAUAAGCCAUUUAAGCCCUGCCACUCGUGCUAUAUCCGUACUAGCCACGGCUAUGGCUAAAGAUGUGUGGACCCGAACAUCAUCUUCCAACACCAGUUGGCAACGUAGUAGUAGUAGUAGUAGAAGGCAGCAGCAGUACUUGGACCGCAGCGUGGACAUGGAAGUGCUAUUAGCGGCAAUUGGACAGACCCAGAACGAGGAUGAACUGUAUGCGGUUAUGUCUCCCUACAACGGGAGGCAGUUAUCCAUGCGCUUCAUGGUUUCCCUGCUAUCCCGCGAGCCUGAUUGGCAACGCGCUCUUGCCCUUCUCGAUUGGAUCAACGACAAGGCCCUCUAUCGUCCCUCCCUCUUCGCCUACAACGUCCUUCUCCGCAACGUCCUUCUCCGCAACGUCCUUCGGGCCAAGCAGUGGCACCUCGCACACGGCCUGUUCGAUGAAAUGCGCCAAAAGGGCCUCUCCCCCGAUAGGUACACUUACUCCACCCUAAUUACUUGUUUCGGCAAACACGGCUUGUUUGAUUCUUCCCUCUUUUGGCUCCAGCAGAUGGAGCAAGACAACGUCUCCGGCGACCUCGUUCUCUACAGUAACUUGAUUGACCUUGCCCGCAAGUUGUCCGAUUAUUCCAAGGCCAUUUCUAUCUUCUCCAGAUUGAAAGCCUCCACUAUUACCCCCGACCUUAUUGCUUAUAACUCCAUGAUCAAUGUCUUUGGAAAAGCCAAGCUCUUCCGUGAGGCUCGCCUUCUUCUUCAAGAGAUGAGAGACAAUGCCGUUCAACCCGACACCGUCAGCUAUUCCACCCUUCUUGCCAUCUACGUUGACAACCAAAAGUUUGUUGAAGCACUUUCUCUAUUCUCCGAAAUGAAUGAAGCUAAAUGCCCUCUUGAUCUCACCACUUGUAACAUCAUGAUUGAUGUUUAUGGCCAGCUUCACAUGCCCAAGGAAGCCGACCGCCUCUUCUGGAGCAUGAGGAAAAUGGGGAUUCAACCCAACGUCAUUAGCUAUAAUACGCUCUUGAGGGUUUAUGGAGAGGCUGACCUAUUUGGGGAAGCCAUCCAUCUAUUCCGUUUGAUGCAAAGUAAGGAUGUACAACAAAAUGUUGUCACCUACAACACUAUGAUUAAUAUUUAUGGCAAGACUCUCGAGCACGAGAAGGCUACAAAUCUCAUUCAAGAAAUGAAUAAAAGGGGUAUUGAACCCAAUGCCAUCACUUAUUCAACCAUAAUAUCUAUAUGGGAGAAGGCAGGGAAACUGGACCGUGCUGCCAUCUUGUUUCAGAAAUUAAGGAGUUCUGGAGUUCGAAUUGAUGAGGUUCUUUACCAGACAAUGAUUGUAGCCUACGAGAGGACGGGUUUAGUUGCUCAUGCAAAGCGUCUACUUCAUGAGCUCAAGCGACCGGACAACAUUCCCAGGGACACUGCAAUUGCAAUUCUUGCCAGAGCUGGUAGAAUUGAAGAGGCUACCUGGGUUUUCCGGCAGGCUUUUGAUGCUCGAGAGGUCAAAGAUAUAUCUGUGUUUGGUUGCAUGAUUAAUCUUUUCUCUAAGAACAAAAAGUAUGCCAAUGUAGUUGAAGUGUUUGAGAAGAUGAGAGAGGUGGGAUAUUUUCCUGAUUCUGAUGUUAUUGCUCUCGUGCUGAAUGCUUUUGGAAAGCUGCGUGAAUUUGAUAAAGCGGAUGCUUUAUAUAGACAGAUGCAUGAAGAAGGGUGUGUUUUUCCAGAUGAAGUUCAUUUCCAGAUGCUGAGUCUAUAUGGUGCAAGAAAAGAUUUCGUGAUGGUAGAAUCAUUGUUUGAGAAGCUGGAUUCCAAUCCUAAUAUCAACAAGAAAGAGUUGCAUCUUGUUGUUGCUAGCAUUUAUGAGAGAGCAGAUAGACUUAAUGAUGCAUCCCGAAUCAUGAAUAGGAUGAAUAAAAAAGCAAACAGAAUUCAUGAUCAUGCUUAGCAGUGUGCAUCUGCCUUUCCCUGUGUAACUUGUUGAUGAACAUUCUUUAGCCCUGUAAUCAGAAAACCUCUCAUUCCCAACUGAGGGUCAUGUAUAUAUGAUAUUGAGCAACGACGCAUAUUCUGAAUAGCAGCAUCAUGAUAAUUAAUCAUUAAAGUUUUAUUCCCGGCUUAUGAGUAAUCUUCUUUUAUUGCCAUGCUCUGUCGGAUUUCUUUUUAGUGUUUCCCGGUCGCUCUUUCUGCCAAUAUAUGACUGUGUUUGAUGUAAUCCGAUGAGAAUUUCAAUUGCAGAUGUAACUGAAAACGAUGAAUGUCUUGUGCAUUGUUGUGUUUUUCUGCGAAAAUCAAUACUGUGCAAAGGAAAACUCUACAAUGUUAGAA